AUAGACAGCCUUUGGAAGCUUGUAUCACAUCAUGAAUAGGCCAGGACCAGGCCCACAACCUCUCCGGGGUAUGUCUGGAUUCCCCGCACAGCAACAAGCACAAGCUCGAAAUGCGACUCUGGCAUCGGCGCGUUUGCCAAACGGAAAACUAGGCGAAAUAGGGAGCGGUGCUGCUUGGAAUUUCAACCUGCCUGUCAGCGGAACCCCAGGAAUCCAGAGCAAUCAGCAACGCAGUAUGGGGAAUAUUGGGUCUUUUGCACAAAGCCUCAGUGGGUCGCAGCCUGCUACACCUCUUGAUUUAUCUUUGUCCGCUAGCGAUUUCCCUUCCCUAUCCGGAGCACCCCCACAGUCUCAAGCUCAAAAUCCGGGGCACUUAGUAUGGGCGAAUGCCAGCCAACGAGCCAUGCAACAGACCCCUGUCCAAAGGCAGCAACUCCCUACGUCUCAAGCACCUUCACGACCACUUCAAACGCAAUCCCACCCCCAACAACCAUCUCAACCGUCGCAUGAUGAUGUAUUCCCAUCUGGAGCUCAGUUUGCCAAUCGCCUCGAUGACUAUAGAAACGGCGGACAGGGCAUCAGCGGCCAGUUAGGUGCAGGCACACAGCCGCAGACGGGCAAUAUUGAGGAAUUUCCUCCUCUGGGGCGCAACGUUGCCGCAGAAAUUGGUCAAGAUCGCAGGGGAUCUUUAAUGCAAAGUGCAGGAUUUGGUAGUUACAACGCUGGCUUACCGCUUUCCGGCGCAAGCCAAGCCCAAUCCACGCAGAAUCGCAACGCAAUAUCAGCAUCCAUAAACGGGCAGGAAAGAAUAAUGUCACCUGCCAAUGCGGGACCAGGAAGUAUUGGAACGUCACGAUCGCCCGUCAACCAAGCCUCCAAUGGGGUGUCGGGUCAAGAGAAAGAGGACUUGAAUAACGCUGUGUUGUCAACCCAGCGCAAUUUUACGGAACAACAGUCCGCUUCCGGGGAGACACAAGAGGCUUCUGGAGCUGCCCAAAGUGCGGAGCAACCGCCACUAGGCGAGAUGAGCGAGCUUGAUAAAUUCGGGCUAGCAGGUCUUCUGCGCAUGAUUCACAGCGAUAGCCCGGAUGUCGCCGCUCUUGCAGUAGGUCAGGACCUGAUGACAUUAGGCUUGGACCUGAACCAACCGGAACCUUUACACACAUCUUUCGCUUCCCCUUUUGUUGCAUCCAUGACCGGCGUGCCCUUGGAACAGGACUUUGCGCUGCCUUCUUGUUACAACGUUGCCAACAUCCAACCACUCCAGUCACGUAUUGCCAGCUUUAGUGACGAGACAUUAUUCUACAUCUUCUAUAGCAUGCCGCGGGAUAUUAUGCAAGAAGUUGUGGCCGAAGAGUUAAUGGGCCGCAAGUGGAGAUAUCACAAGAUUGAGAGGUGUUGGCUUACCCGUGAUGAAACAUAUCCUGGUCCCGUCGAUGUUGAGCGCGGCGUCAGUGAACGAGGCAUAUACCUAAUCUGGGACCCUGCCACCUGGAAAAAGAUCAGACGCGAGUUCAUUCUCCGAUAUGAAGAUCUUGACAACAGAAUGGACCCCAACAGGGGACUCGCACGUGUUGGAUUCCCACAACAUGGCUCAUGAAUAUCCUAGAGCAGCAUGAGAUGGGAGUCAGCCACGGCGUUGGGGUCUCAUCCAUUGUAUGGUUGAGUCAGUGCUGCCAGUGAUUCCAAGCCACCAAUUGUUCCUCAGAACAUGAGUGGAUAUAUGCUAAAGCAAAUGACUAUUAUGAUCUUGUCACUCUUCGCACCCAAGCAGAUAAGCUAAUACUGGCACUGAAUACUAUGACUUGAACAGAAUACAGUCAUGCAUAAUCUACCACAUA
Molecule: messenger RNA, 1841 nt
Organism: Aspergillus nomiae NRRL 13137
Lineage: Eukaryota; Fungi; Ascomycota; Eurotiomycetes; Eurotiales; Aspergillaceae
Product: NOT2 family protein
Exons: 8
Biological process (GO): nuclear-transcribed mRNA poly(A) tail shortening; regulation of DNA-templated transcription
Cellular component (GO): P-body; CCR4-NOT core complex
Source: RefSeq, a predicted model, not a curated record